Gymnodraco acuticeps is the source of this 3452-nucleotide messenger RNA. It is a transcript of the gene ext2, whose product is annotated as exostosin glycosyltransferase 2. Gene Ontology annotation, cellular component: membrane. Gene Ontology annotation, molecular function: glycosyltransferase activity. The coding region runs from base 154 to 2313 and encodes 719 amino acids. The record is from RefSeq and is a predicted model, not a curated record. The transcript is spliced from 15 exons. Lineage: Eukaryota; Metazoa; Chordata; Actinopteri; Perciformes; Bathydraconidae.
CAGAUUUCCGGAAACCGUUGAGCAAUUUACUCUAGCGUUAGCUCUAACAGUAUUUACUAGUGUAGCCUGUUUUAUAAUCGUUGCCAUGAAUUAAGAACCAACCGGUCACAACCCGUUCUGUUAAAUUUUUCGUGGCUGGUUGGAGGUUCAGCCAUGUAUGCCUCUGGGAAAUACACCUCGCGGGGCCCUGCUCUCAUCCCACGGAUGAAAACCAAGCACCGCAUAUACUACAUCACCCUCUUCUCUGUGGUGCUGCUCGGACUCAUUGCCACCGGGAUGUUUCAGUUCUGGCCCCACUCCAUUGAGUCAGCAACUGACUGGACCAUGGAUAAACGCAGUGUCCACGACGCUCCUCUGAUCCGCCUGCCUGUCUCCAAUCCCAUUCCUGAGAGGGGGGACCUCAGCUGUCGCAUGCACACCUGUUUUGAUGUGUACAGAUGUGGCUACAAUCCGAAAAACAGAAUCAAGGUGUACAUCUACCCUCUGCAGAAGUUUGUAGAUGAAUUGGGGGUUCCCAUCAGCAGCAAUGGACUGUCUCGAGAGUACAAUGACCUGCUCAGUGCCAUCUCAGACAGUGACUUUUACACUGACGACGUCACCAGGGCUUGUCUUUUCAUCCCAUCUGUUGAUGUGCUGAACCAGAACUCUCUGCGUAUAAGAGAGACUGCCCAGGCUCUGGCAAUGCUACCCAGAUGGGAUAAAGGGAUGAAUCACCUACUUUUCAACAUGUUACCCGGGGGCCCUCCAGACUACAAUACUGCCUUGGAUGUGCCCAGAGACAGAGCGCUGCUGGCUGGAGGAGGCUUCUCUACAUGGACCUACAGACAAGGUUAUGACGUCAGCAUCCCUGUUUACAGCCCCCUCUCCGCAGAUGUUGAGCUGCCUGAGAGACAGCCAGGGCCACGGCGCUACUUUAUUCUCUCCCCUCAAACCGCCAUCCACCGAGAGUACCGCGCUGAACUAGAGCGCUUGAAGGAAGAAAAUGGAGAAGCGCUGCUCCUCCUGGACAAGUGUAGCAACCUCUCCCAGGGGGCCGCCUCUGCACGAAAACGAUGUUACAAGGGGCAGGUGUACGACUACCCACAGAUCCUUCAGGAGUCCUCAUUCUGUGUGGUUUUGCGGGGGGCCCGUUUGGGUCAGGCUGCCCUCAGUGAUGUGUUGCAGGCUGGCUGUGUUCCUGUCAUUCUCGCUGACUCCUACAUUCUGCCAUUUUCUGAAGUUCUUGACUGGAAAAGGGCGUCUGUGGUUAUUCCAGAGGAGAAGCUAUCAGAGAUGUACACCAUCCUAAAGAGCAUUCCUCACAGACAAGUGGAAGAGAUGCAAAGACAGGCACACUGGUUCUGGCAGGCCUACUUCAGCUCCAUGAAGUCGAUCGGACUGACAACGCUCCAGAUUAUCAACGACCGCAUCUACCCGUAUGCUGCCCGGACCUACGAGGAGUGGAACAAUCCACCUGUGGUGAAGUGGUCCAGCGUGAACAGCCCUCUGUUCUUGCCACUUAUCCCCCCGAGGGCCCCUGGCUUCACAGCGGUGGUGCUGACCUACGAUCGUGUGGAGAGUCUAUUCCGUGUCAUCACAGAAAUCUCCAAGGUGCCCAGCUUGGCUAAACUGCUGGUUGUGUGGAAUAACCAGAACAAGAGUCCUCCUGAGGAGUCUCUUUGGCCAAAAAUCGGCGUUCCUCUCAAAGUUGUGCGAACCAAAGAAAACAAGCUGAGUAAUCGCUUCUUCCCCUACGACGAGAUCGAGACAGAAGCCGUGCUGGCGAUUGAUGAUGACAUCAUCAUGCUGACAUCUGAUGAACUGCAGUUUGGCUAUGAGGUGUGGAGGGAGUUCCCAGACAGGCUGGUGGGUUACCCAGGCCGGCUGCACCUAUGGGACCAUGAAAUGGGGAAGUGGAAGUACGAGUCGGAGUGGACCAACGAGGUCUCCAUGGUGCUAACUGGAGCUGCCUUCUACCACAAGUAUUUCAACUAUUUGUACACAUACAAGAUGCCGGGAGACAUCAAGAACUGGGUGGACGCUCACAUGAACUGUGAGGAUAUUGCCAUGAACUUCCUGGUGGCUAACAUCACGGGCAAAGCCCCCAUCAAGGUGACCCCCAGGAAGAAGUUCAAGUGCCCUGAGUGUACUGCCAUUGAUGGACUGUCCCUGGAUCAGACGCACAUGGUGGAGAGAUCUGAGUGCAUCAACAAGUUUGCAUCAGUCUUUGGCACCAUGCCUCUGAAGGUGGUGGAACACCGAGCGGACCCGGUGCUCUACAAAGACGACUUCCCCGAGAAGCUCAAGAGCUUCCCCAACAUCGGCAGCCUCUGACCGGCACGUCAACACUUCAACAUGUGUCACCAACUUUUAUAUCCAAACAUCAAUAUUCAGAUCAAAGUGUCACCCCUCAGUCAAAGACGCUUUUACUUUGAUUUUUGAAUAUAUUUUUAAAGACAGAACUGAACAGAACAUUAAGUUAGGACACUGUAAUACGGGGAUGUGGAUGACAAUGAUUUGUUUAUUUGGUUUCAAAGUAUUUUUUAAACGUUUAGUAAUACAAGUGCAUAGACUAAUGUUACAUGGAGGGUCACCUUGAGUCUGAUGUUUGAUGGACAGUCCGACUGUAGGCUUUCGGCCCCUCACUGUUACUGUUUUGGACUUUUGGCUCCAGCUGCUCUGGAAUCAGUGUACAGUGUAUAUAUGUUUAUUUUGCACCAGAGCUGUAUCAUAGUUAUAAUUAAUGAUGCUCCAACUUGGACAUUUUCUUCUUCUUUUCAAAAGAUAACAUGGACCUUAUUAUUUGUAGCUGUCCUGUAUUAAAAGGAAACCAUUUUAAAUGAACAUGGUAUAUAGUAAAUGAUUCAACGACAUAUCAAUGUAGGGUUUCUUUAACAGUUAAUUGAAUAACAUACCAUAUACAACUAUAGACAAAGCUGGUACAAUAAAUCUAAUAUUUAGAGUGAGUAACUGCUGAUUUAAAAACACUGAUGCAGAGCUACUGGAACAUCUUGAAUUGUAUUGUUUUAUUGCCUGUGCAACCCUUUCGUUUUAUUUAUAUAUAUAUAUAUAUAUAUAUAUAUAUGCAAAAACGCAGUGGUGCUAAUUGAAGGUAAUUUCAUGGGCUUCAUGAGUUAUGCAUAUGAACGCUGCAUAAGUAUAGGAGUACUUAUUGUUUGCAUUUGAAGACACAUAGUGUAUUGUGAAUAGUUGAACAUUUCCAAAUCCACACUUUUCAAAAUGUAUUACCGGCAAUGCUUUGUUUGUAUUUUUUCAUUAUAUUCUGUGUGUUUUUAUAUUUGUUUCCUUUUCAUCAGUAGUAGUAUUUAGGCUUUAACCUUGAAAACAUUGCCUUGUGAUUGUUUUAUUUGCCUUUUUUAUUAAUAUCAUUUUCACAAUGUCAGUGAAAUUGUUCAAAAUGGUUCAUCUAUGACUUUGUAAUACAUGAUUAGUAAAGACUACACUACUACGUC